GUAUGGCGGCGCGGAUUGCAUUGGAGAGCGGGGGAGAAGAGGAGACAUGCCAGAGAUGGUGAAAAAGAAACAAAGAGGAGCAAGUUCUUUAAUGAAGUGUCCACAUAGUUUUAGUUGGUGCUCUUUUUCCGAGGUGGCGUCCGGCUUCAAAAACUGCGCCUGCAAUUCAUUCUCGGGGCCAGCCCAGCUUUUUUUCCACUGCCCUCCCUCGAUGGAGCAAGUUUGUUUUUUUAUGAUGCAUAGAGAGAAGGGUGAGCUAAGCAGAUGAAAACCCGCACGCUCCACAUCAUCGGGCGAUAUUUUCUUCCUCCCUCUGCACGUUUUUGGACAAUUGCAGUCCUCGGAUGCUCGUCUAGCUGUCAGUGUCUGGCCUGCAUGGGGGAAUUUCUACAAUGAAAUCCAUCUUGGGGCAGCGAGUCUUUGUGCUCUGCCAUAGCUGAGCAGCGGCGAGCAAAGACUGUAUUAUUGACAAGCCGUUUCAAUAUGGGACACGAAUGGUGAAUGUGACAUUUUGAGUUCAUUUCAAUGACGCGCGGAGAUUGAUACCUUACGACUCGAUUUAAUCCACGAUGCGUGAGUAUAAAGUGGUGGUACUGGGCAGCGGUGGGGUCGGGAAAUCCGCCCUCACUGUGCAGUUUGUUACCGGGACGUUCAUUGAGAAGUACGACCCCACCAUAGAGGAUUUUUACCGCAAGGAGAUCGAGGUGGACUCCUCACCCUCGGUGCUGGAGAUCCUUGACACCGCCGGCACCGAGCAGUUCGCCUCCAUGCGAGACCUUUACAUCAAAAACGGCCAAGGAUUCAUAUUGGUCUACAGCCUUGUCAACCAGCAAAGCUUCCAGGACAUAAAGCCGAUGAGGGAUCAGAUCAUAAGAGUGAAAAGGUACGAGAAGGUUCCUGUGAUCCUGGUGGGGAACAAGGUGGACCUGGAGAGCGAGAGGGAGGUGUCGUCCAGCGAAGGCCAGGCCCUGGCAGAAGAGUGGGGCUGCCCGUUCAUGGAGACCUCAGCCAAGAGCAAAACCAUGGUAGACGAACUGUUCGCUGAGAUUGUUCGGCAGAUGGACUACGCCGCCCAGCCAGACAAGGAUGACCCCUGCUGCUCUUCUUGCAAUAUACAAUAGCCCCCCGGGGGCCUCCAGGAACAGGCCGGGCCAAAAAGUCUACUUAGAGGAAGUUACUUCGACUUGCAGCAACAGAGAUACACACUUAGACACAGUCACACACACAUGCACACGUCAGUUAAAUGGAAGAUAAAUUCAUGGUUGAAAGCGAUGGAUUUGAACUCUACGAAGCAUAUAAAUCAACAGUGACAGUGAAUUAUUAAUUAUGACAUGUGAGUAUUGAGUACGUUUUGAAUGAGGAACGCCAGGAAUUUGCCACAAGAGAAAUUUGACAAAUGACAAAAAGGAACAUGCCCUCGCCUUAUGUUACUCUCUUUUGUUUGUUUUUAUCUUUUUGGUUUGGGGGUGGGGGGGUCUAGUCAUCAUCAGCAAAUAGUUACAGAUCAGGAUCUUUACUGCUUAGAUUGUUCAACAAUCUGCCAUGGCGAAUGAGUGAUUGAUAAAUGUUUUCUUUUGUUAGCAUUUCACACAGAAUACUAAGAUGCUUUUUUUUUUUUUUUUGUUACUCAGUUGCAAGUAGCUACUGGAAGCAAACCUGAUAACACAUUUCUUGGAUCCAGCUGUUUCAAAACAUGGAGGAGUAUUUGAUUUAUGUACAAAUGUUCUCCCAGCUUAUUUUGUGCAGUGGUUGUUGAGAGGUUUUUUUAAUCAUCACAGGGCUGAACCAAAGAGAUGACCUGAAAGCACCUCCAUUUUCGUAUUUAUACAUUUUUAUUUUUCCCCCCAGUCGUUUAAGGGAAUGGAGAGAAAAUGGUGGAUAAGUCCGUGUCUUUCUUGAAAUAUUGGUGCAGUCAUCUCUUUUUCCUAUUUUCUCACUUUGAGAUAUAAAAGUAAACCUAGCAGAGUCUUUCACAUAUCGUGUGAUGUUUUGUUUUCUUCUCUGGGAGACUCUGACUGCAGAUUGCUGAGUAGUAAUAUAACUAACUGCUUCACCCUGAUGGGACAAAGAGUUCAUCUUUCAGUGUUUGAAUAUCUCCCUAAACUCUGUUUCAGGAAUGGGUGACAUUUAAAGUGAAGAUGCCAACAUUUGUCAUACUUUUUUUUUUCCCUCUCUCUCUUUCUCUCCUCCGGUAUUGAUAUGAAAUGGGGUGCUCAAGAGUUCCAACAUCCUGAUCUUAUUCUUUACAUGCUCAGAGUAUUCAAAUUCAUAGUAACAAAUAGUAACAACAGUGGCGAUGAUGAUAAGAAUUACUAAUGGUAGUGUAAAUAUUUUGUAUUGAAAGUGCCAGCUCCUACAAAGACACUGACUCAACACAUGUGGAAAUUGUCAACUGUAUGCAUGGCUAGUAAACAACAAAAAAAAGGACUUUUAUCGUUUGAGAUUACUAUAGGCUGUGGAAAUGUGCAAAAACCAAACACAUACACGUCUGGAUCUGGACACUGUCUCUCAACUGUACAUCUUUGUUGCCACGGGAACCAGACUUUUCCCUGUGUCCAUUUUCAUUGUUGAUUUUAUAUUUUUUUAUGUGACCAUUUACUCUUUAUUCCCUCUCUGAAUGGUGACACUGUUACAUUUGACACCUGAACAAUAAAAAUGCGUUCAACACUCAACUGAAGCGUCAGUGAAACAAAUUGAAUGGAUCGACACUCAAUAAGAAAUGCUGCUUCUAUGUGGGAGAUUUGUUUUAUAAUCUAGUCUAAUCUU
Molecule: messenger RNA, 2766 nt
Organism: Scomber scombrus (Atlantic mackerel)
Lineage: Eukaryota; Metazoa; Chordata; Actinopteri; Scombriformes; Scombridae
Product: ras-related protein Rap-2a
Exons: 2
Coding region: 570-1121 (183 amino acids)
Biological process (GO): Rap protein signal transduction; negative regulation of cell migration
Cellular component (GO): plasma membrane
Molecular function (GO): GTPase activity; GTP binding; GDP binding
Source: RefSeq, a predicted model, not a curated record